Messenger RNA from Conger conger (European conger), 2573 nucleotides. It is a transcript of the gene gpc3, whose product is annotated as glypican 3. The transcript is spliced from 8 exons. Gene Ontology annotation, cellular component: plasma membrane; cell surface; extracellular region. The coding region runs from base 430 to 2211 and encodes 593 amino acids. Gene Ontology annotation, biological process: cell migration; positive regulation of canonical Wnt signaling pathway; regulation of protein localization to membrane. The record is from RefSeq and is a predicted model, not a curated record. Lineage: Eukaryota; Metazoa; Chordata; Actinopteri; Anguilliformes; Congridae.
UGGGGAAAGGAGUGAAGGGGGAGUUCGAGUCAUGCAACUCCGCUCUCAAUUGCAGUUUAUAAUACCGUUGACUACUUGCAGCAGUGCUGCUGAACUGGAAUGGUCGUUGCACUCAAUGAGAAUGGCUUGUUCUAAUUCGCAAGAGUAAUGGCGUUGAAGGUGACGUGGUAUUAGUACUUUGCAGCCUACAAGGAGAUGAAGAAGUUGUUGCUUGGUUGGUUUACCAAUUUUGACGGGGAGAGCCAUAUGCUUAUCGCGGGAAUGUGCUGUAAAGAAGCGGUGUUACUCACGGAAAAAUAACCACUGGAAACAACUGUUAAAAUAAGCGCUUAUUGGUUUCAGUACUGUUUAGGUCCUGCUGUUUAAAUAAACCGUUAAAGUGAUUUUAAAAAAACAGUUAAGCCUGCAACGAACUUUGGGUCUCGUACCAUGGCAGGUACUCCAGUGUCAGGUGUGCUGCUGCUGUGCGCAUCGCUCCUGCCGUUCGCACAGCCGAGCGGACAGGUUCCCAACUGCCAGGUGGUUCGCUCGUCCUUCCAGCUCCUACACCCAGGGGUGAGGUGGACCCCCGAGACUCCUGUUUCAGGUGCUGAACUGCAGGUAUGCCAGGCCCGGGGCCCAACCUGCUGCUCGCGGAAGAUGGAGGAGAGGUACCUGGUCGUGGCGCGGCAGAACAUGGAGUCCAGUGUGCAGGCCUCCAGCGCCCCGCUGAAGCUCCUCAUCAUACAGAACGCGGCCGUCUUCCAAGAGGCCUUCGAGAUGGUGCUGCGUCACGGGCGGAACGCCACCCUGCUGAUGCUGCGGGAGGAGUUCUCGGGCCUGGGGGCCGGCACUAACAGCGCGGUGGGCCAGCUCUUCCUGGACGUCUCCCUGUACAUCCUGGGCUCGGACUCCAGCGUGGACGACAUGGUCACCUCCUUCUUCUCCCGCCUCUUCCCCCUGGCGUACCGGCGCCUCCUGGGGGCCGGGGAGGGGAACGGCGGGGGCGGGCCGGUCUCGGACGAGUGCCUGCGGGGGUCCUGGAGGGCGGCGGGGGCGUUCGGGCCCUACCCCAAGCUGGCGAUGACGCGGCUGUCGCGGGCCCUGCUGACCACGCGGGUCUUCCUGCAGGCGCUGAACCUGGGCAUCGAGGUGGUGAACACCACCCACCACCUGCGGGCGGGGAGGGAGUGCGGCCGCGCCCUUCUGCGGCUCUGGCACUGCCCGCUCUGCCUGGGCCUGAGCCCGGCCCCUCCCUGCCGCGGGGCCUGCCUGGCCGCCAUGCGCGGCUGCCUGGGCGGGGCGGGGGAGGUGCAGCCCCACUGGAGGGGGUACGUGGAGGGGCUGGGGGCGCUGGACGGAGUCAUGCGGGCGGAGCGGGGAGACGUGGAGGCGGCCGUGCUCGGUCUGCCCGCCCUCGUCCGGCUGGGCCUGCGACACGCCCUGGCUGCCCGCGGACGCAUCGUCAGCAUGGUGAGCAGUAUGUGCGCACGCUCCCCCCAGCGUGUCUCUCGCUCUGCUGCGCCCCCUCCUGGCCGCGCCCCACCUGCUCCUAAGCCCCAGCAGCCUUUGCCCUUUGACCCGGAAGAGACCCUGGCUGGACGACGCAGGGAGUUCAUCAACAGCCUGAGGAGCUUCAGCAGUUUCUACAGCGGCCUAGGAGAGGCGCUGUGCAGCAGGGAGCCCGGCGUGCUCAACGACUCCCUCUGCUGGAACGGCACGGAAGUGACUGACAGGUUUCCAGCUCCGGGAUCGAAGCGAGCUCCGGCCCACAGCGCAGACUCCAGGCCCAGGGGCCCGGAGCCCGUCAUCAGCCAGAUCAUCGACAAACUCAAACACAUCAACCAGCUCCUGUCAAUGGUGACAGUACCUGACAGACCCUGGCGAGCACGGCCAAGAGGGGGCGCCAUUGAGCGAAGGAGAGGCGGGGAUGAUGAUGAUGAAGAUGGGGAAGGCCUCGUGAGUGGGGACUGCGAUGAUGAAGAUGAGUGCAACGAGCUUUCGGGGCUGGGGCCUCCCCCUCGUCGCAAACGCCUCCGUAUUUUUGCAGACCUGGCGGAUAACCUGGCCAUCGACGACCUCACCUUCCACCAGCAGCUGCUGACUCCUCUGCUGUCCACGGGCGGGGAGGGGGCGUCGUCUGUGAAAGGUGGGGCCAGGGGCCAGAGCGGGGCCACCCCAGGGGCCAUGGCCCUUCUGACUGUCCCAGUGCUCCUGCUCCGGCUCAACUGACUGGAUACGCUGAUUCCCGACCCGGCACUUUCUUUUUGUUUCUCUCUUUCGUUUUCUUAUUCUCUCUCUCUUUCUCUCUCUCUGUGUCUCUCUCUCUUGCCAUUUCUCCUCCCCAGAUUCUUGGACCUAACUAAAAUCACCAGGUGCUAUAAAAUUGGCUUUACAAGUACAUGUUUUUACAGCAACUCCCAAUGCAUCUCAGAAUCUUAAUAGUUUGGAAUUCAUCAUCCUGACUGGUGUGCGUUUGAGUUUCAGAAACUGGACAUCUGCUUGUGUCCCACCCCCCUUCCCCCAUGACUGUUUUAAAGUGAGGUACUUACUCCAGCUCUUUCUGAACUGCUUCUACCAGUACAGAGGCACAA